This is a messenger RNA of Cydia splendana, 530 nucleotides long. Its product is annotated as ejaculatory bulb-specific protein 3-like. Lineage: Eukaryota; Metazoa; Arthropoda; Insecta; Lepidoptera; Tortricidae. The coding region runs from base 144 to 515 and encodes 123 amino acids. The transcript has 3 exons. The record is from RefSeq and is a predicted model, not a curated record.
AAAUAGAGGAUGUGGUACUGCUUCGUACAGUCUUCGUUUAUCAACUUGAAGUUUAAGUUUUAUCUUUAUCUUGAUAUCUAAUCAUUGCUGUUAGUGUUCAGUUUGUUUUAAAGGAUGUUUAUAUCGGAUCUUUAGAAGCUAAAAUGUCGUUAUCAAGUUUUAUCCUAGUGGCUGCGCUGUCGAUGGCCACGGCUGACUUUUACAGCUCCAAAUACGACGACUUCGACAUCCAACCUUUGCUGGAGAACGACAGGAUCCUGCUGAGCUACACCAAGUGCUUCCUCGACCAGGGUCCUUGCACUCCCGAUGCUAAGGACUUUAAAAAAGUAAUCCCCGAAGCCCUAGAGACCAUAUGCGGCAAAUGCUCGCCAAAACAAAAGCAGUUGAUAAGGCAAGUCAUCAAAGCCAUCAUGGAGCGACAUCCGGAGUCCUGGAAGGCGCUGACCGCAAAAUUUGAUCCGGAAAACAAACACAAGGAAGACUUUGAUAAAUUUCUGGCUGAAAGUACAAAAUAAAUUUGACGAAGCUCA